This is a messenger RNA of Brassica oleracea var. oleracea, 2595 nucleotides long. RefSeq lists its product as uncharacterized. The coding region runs from base 68 to 2362 and encodes 764 amino acids. The record is from RefSeq and is a predicted model, not a curated record. The transcript has 2 exons. Gene Ontology annotation, molecular function: zinc ion binding. Lineage: Eukaryota; Viridiplantae; Streptophyta; Magnoliopsida; Brassicales; Brassicaceae.
UCUUCAUGAAUCUAUGAUUUUUUCAUAGUUUCUCUUUUGAUUUUCAGAAACUUUUGUUCUAGAUUAGAUGCAUAUCUAUACAACAUGUGGUCUUUGGGAAUUAGGUGCAACUACGGGAUGGAUUUUUGAGGCUGAUGGCAAAGGGGGUAGGCUAUUGUUAGUGGAAUCAAAUUGUACUUUAGAUGAAUUAAAAAGGAUGAUUUUGGAGGAUUUUGGUAUGGAAGAAGAAAUCAUAGCCGAUUUGGAGUUAAGUUAUCUACCUGCUGAGUUGAUCAAUACUUCAGGAUGUCCACCUGUGAUCAUUGCAAACGAUCGUCAGCUUCAUAAUUUUGUUCGAUUUGUUCAAAAGAGUGCUUCUACUCGAUUGUGUGUAACAUGUAAAGCCAAGGCUGAGAAUCCGAAUAAAGAAGCCUUUGAUCUUAACAAACCGCCAGCUGAUCCAUGUACUCAUGAAGAGAAAGGAAACUCGUUUGACAAUGGGGACGAAUCAGCUCCUGUGUAUGCUGAGAGGCAGGGGAAUAAGAAGAAUGAAAAGCGGAAAGGAGUCGCAGUUGAUGAGGAUGGGGACUAUGAUGCUGAUACCAUGAUCUCUGAAAAAGAGAACAUACAUAAAAUGUCAAAGUUUUCUCUGCUCCAUGUUGUUAAGGUCGGACAAUUUUUUGAGAACAAAACUUUGUUGAAGGCGACUUUCGAGAUGUGUGCAAUGAAGCAUAACUUUGACUACCAGGUUAUCAAAACGGAUAGACAACUUUGGUAUGUUAGAUGUGCAGAUAAUGCAUGCAAUUGGGGUGUUCGAGCAGAGUGUCUGAAGGAUUCAUCAUAUUUCAUGAUCAAGAAGUAUGUCGGUAAACAUACAUGCGCACCUUCAAGCAAAACCAAAGCGGGUAAGACUGCUUCAGCAAAAACAAUAGGCAGUCUGAUUAUGCAUAAGUAUGUAGGCGUCAAGGAAGGGCCGAAAUGUAAUGAUAUCAUACAGAUUAUGCGUAGUGAUCAUGGAUGCGAGAUAUCAAAAUCUUUAGCAUGGGAUGCGCGUGAAUAUGCGAUCAGUGCAGUUAGAGGUAUUCCAGAGAGAAGUUAUGGGAAAAUACCAAAAUACUUGCACAUGCUGAGAGAGGCUAAUCCAGGUACACACACAUCCUAUGAGAUUGACGGAAAUGAGAACUUUCGUUACCUAUUUAUUGCAUUUGGGCAAUCGAUAAGAGGAUUUAACAGAGUCAUGAGGCGGGUUAUUGUGAUCGAUGGGACCUUUUUGAAGAAUAAAUACAAAGGAGUUUUACUGGUUGCUACGGCUUUAGACGGAAAUUCAAAUUUGUAUCCUAUUGCGUUUGGAAUAGUCGACUCAGAGAAUGAGCGUUCUUGGGAAUGGUUUAUGAGACAACUUAAGGUUGUCAUUGCAGAUGAUCAUGAUUUGGCUUUUAUUUCAGACAGACAUGGGUCUAUCGCUAAGGCAAUUGAAAACGUGUAUCCAUCAGCCAGACACGGGAUUUGUAUUCAUCAUUUGUUGAAUAAUGUGGUCACAUAUUUCCAUGGGAAAGGACUUGCUGGGUUGGUUUCAAAGGCGUCCAAGGCUUAUCGAGUUUCUGAGUUUGAGAAGACAUUUGCUACUGUGUGUAAUAUCAGUCCGGCAAUUGGAGAUUAUCUUAGGGAAGCUGAUGUGCAAAAAUGGGCUAGAUGUCAAUUCCCUGGAUACAGAUACGACAUAAGGACAACCAAUCCUGCUGAAUCUAUCAACUCUGCUUUGCGUUCACCGAGAGAGUAUCCAGUCAUCCCUUUGUUAGACAGUAUCAGGGAAAUGUUAACACAAUGGUUUUAUGAGCGUAAGAAACUGAUUUCAAAGCAUAAACAUCCUCUGACUAAAGAUGUAGAGAAAAAAAUAGAGAGGAGAAUCGGGAAAGGCGCCACAUUUGUAGUUUACCCUGUCAGUGCUGGUCGAUUGCUUGUUAGAGGUGAUAAAUUCGACUGCUUAGUUGAUUUGGAUAGAAGGACUUGUUCAUGUGGAAAGUACACCCUUAUGAAGAUCCCUUGUAGGCACGCAAUUAAAGCUGGUUUUCAUGUUGGAAGAGAGCCACACACAUUGACUGAUUUGAUGUAUACUACAGGAGCUUGGAGAGAAGCUUAUGAAGAAAGCAUAAAUCCUAUUGAUGUUCCUGAGGAUGCUUGGUCUAUACCAGAAGAUGUUAAGAAAGUCAUUGUUUUACCACCACAGACAAGAAGAUCAGUUGGAAGAAAAAGAAAACGCAGAUAUGAAACUGCGGAAGACAAAAUUCGGUCAUCGCAAAUAUCACGAAGAAAGCAGCCUCGGAAGUGUAGUAGAUGUGGUAUUAGUGGGCACAACAGAGCAACUUGUCAAGUACCAAUAUAGUCAGUCACAAAUGGUUGCUCUGUUCAAGUUUGCAAGUGGCGGUAGAUGGCGAGCUAGGCGAGCUUAUUUCAAAGUGCAUUCUCAUCAUUUGGAUAAAUUUCACAGGUUGCUUUGUACGGUUUUUUUCUUCUAAACACUAUAGGUUCUCUUUUCAAUUGGAUAAAUUUCGUUUGGAUUUUUUCUCAUUUUCAUUGUUAAGCAUUGGCAUCAUUCUUCUAAGUUUCAUUGUUAUA